AGGCGAUCCAGUCAGUAGCGCUUCCAUCGCGGAGAGAGCAGAUUGAACGAGUUGAGGCGUCGCUUUUCAGUUUCACAUCCAUCAUCAGCACCACAACCCCCGGACCACUGGGGAACAAGCGUUUCAUUCUCCUGCUCUUUUACAAAUUCUCCCCAAAAACAUGUCUGUGGGUAGUGACUUUGGGAACCCUUUAAGGAAAUUCAAACUGGUCUUUCUGGGGGAGCAAAGCGUUGGCAAGACGUCUCUGAUCACGAGGUUCAUGUAUGACAGCUUUGACAACACCUAUCAGGCCACAAUCGGAAUAGACUUCCUAUCAAAAACGAUGUACUUGGAAGACCGAACGGUGAGGUUGCAGCUGUGGGACACGGCAGGACAGGAGCGCUUCAGGAGCCUCAUACCCUCCUACAUACGAGAUUCUACUGUGGCUGUGGUGGUUUAUGAUAUUACAAAUGUGAACUCCUUCCAGCAAACGUCCAAAUGGAUCGACGACGUCAGAACAGAGAGAGGAAGUGAUGUCAUUAUCAUGCUGGUCGGCAACAAAACAGACUUGGGAGAUAAGAGGCAGAUCACCAUAGAGGAAGGAGAACAGCGGGCCAAGGAGCUCAGCGUCAUGUUUAUUGAGACCAGCGCCAAGACAGGCUACAACGUCAAACAGCUGUUUCGGCGUGUGGCAGCUGCCCUUCCUGGGAUGGAGAGCAUGCAGGAGACAAGCAAGGAGGGGAUGAUUGACAUCAAGCUGGACAAACCACAGGAGCCUCCAACCACUGAAGGCGGGUGCUCCUGUUAGUCCCAACACCUGAUUGGUGCAUCUUCAUCUCCACCACAUGCUUGUUGUGUUGGUUCACCUCCAGUAGAGCUUUCCGAUUGGGAUUUAUCUUAAUACUGGUCAUCAGUUGGAAACUAGCGUUACAUACAUUUCAGUUGUAAAAUAGUGUACUUUAUUAAAGGAAUUGCCAAAAAGUCUUAAAAAUUUACAAAAUGAUCAACAACAACAAAAACGAAGCCCUCUCAAACAUGUGAACUAUACUUUUCUUUUUUUUAAAGUAGAAUGGUAGGUAAUUAUUUAUUUCUUUUCAUAUUUUUGUAUAUUAAAAGAAAUGCUUUGAAAAGUUGCAGAUGACCAAGUUCUCCCCUUGUAUGUAUCCCCAAUGGCACCCUAUUCCCUAUGUAGUGCACUACUUUUAGACCAGAGCCCUAUGGCACCCUAUUCCCUAUGUAGUGCACUACUUUUAUGGCACCCUAUUCCCUAUGUAGUGCACUACUUUUAGACCAUAGCGCUAUGGCACCCUAUUCCCUAUGUAGUGCACUACUUUUAGACCAUAGCCCUAUGGCACCCUAUUCCCUAUGUAGUGCACUACUUUUAGACCAGAGCCCUAUGGCACCCUAUUCCCUAUGUAGUGCACUACUUUUAGACCAGAGCCCUAUGGCACCCUAUUCCCUAUGUAGUGCACUACUUUUAGACAAGAGCCCUAUGGCACCCUAUUCCCUAUGUAGUGCACUACUUUUAGACCAGAGCCCUAUGGCACCCUAUUCCCUAUGUAGUGCACUACUUUUAGACCAGAGCCCUAUGGCACCCUAUUCCCUAUGUAGUGCACUACUUUUAGACCAGAGCCCUAUGGCAUAGGGUGUCAUUGGGAUGGAAGGAACGAGCAGCAUGGAACAAGUAGUCCAAUGGCUCGACAGAGGGCACACUAUUCCCUAUGUAGUGACCCCUAGUGCUCUGGUCAAAAGUAGUGCACUAUAUAGGGAAUAGGGUGCCAAUUUGGAUGCUGUAUAUCUAACGCAUGUUGUUCUUUUUGUUUUGUUUUUUUAGGUACUAUUGUGCUCUCUACUGAUGUACACGAGUUUGAAUGUGUAAAUGAUCUUUGAUCAUGUGACUUAAUGCACUCUUUGGAAAUGUCUUGUUAUUUUAGGUUUUUCACAAAAUGCUGUCAGUGAAACUGCAUUUGUAUACUUGAGUUUAGACCAUCGUUCAUUGUCAAACGUGUGUUCGUUAGUGUGUGUAAAUGUACGCUUACUAUAUUAGGCAACUGUAGAUCGCAACCAUCCACAGAGGGCAGCUGCCACGCGGUGUCCUCACUGAGGCCCAUGUCCCAGCUGUAGAGGGCAGCUGCCAGGCAGUGUCCUCACUGAGGCCCGUGUCCUAGCUGGUUAUCACUACUGUAGAGGGCAGCUGCCAGGCGGUGUCCUCACCGAGGCCCAUGUUCUAGCUGGUUAUCACUACUGUAGAGGGUAGCUGCCAGGCGGUGUCCUCACUGAGGCCCGUGUCCUAGCUGGUUAUCACUACUGUAGAGGGCAGCUGCCAGGCGGUGUCCUCACUGAGGCCCAUGUCCUAGCUGGUUAUCACUACUGUAGAGGGCAGCUGCCAGGCGGUGUCCUCACUGAGGCCCAUGUCCUAACUGGUUAUCACUACUGUAGAGGGUAGCUGCCAGGCGGUGUCCUCACUGAGGCCCAUGUCCUAACUGGUUAUCACUACGGUAGAGGGCAGUUGCCAGGCGGUGUCCUCACUGAGGCCCAUGUCCUAGCUGGUUAUCACUACUGUAGAGGGUAGCUGCCAGGCGGUGUCCUCACUGAGCCCCAUGUCCUAACUGGUUAUCACUACUGUAGAGGGCAGCUGCCAGGCGGUGUCCUCACUGAGGCCCAUGUCCUAACUGGUUAUCACUACUGUAGAGGGCAGCUGCCAGGCGGUGUCCUCACUGAGGCCCAUGUUCUUAGUGCCACAUCACUAGCUGGUUUGUGUUUCUCUUUCGUGUGCAGUGUUUGUUUCACAGGUACUCACUGCCAUGCCGCUCCUGUUGCUGCUGCACUGUAUCAUACUGUGUCAUCGUGAUUAGGGGUGUGUCCCGAAUACCACCGUGCUCCCUAUAUAGUGCACUACUUUUUACGGCAAGGUAAUUCUUACAUUUGGAUAGUCCAUCUACACUAACAAUGAAACAAUCUACUAACCCUAACCCUAACCCUCUACACUAACAAUGAAACAAUCUACUAACCCUAACCUUAACCCUUAUUGUAAACCUGACCCCUACCCUACCCUAACCCCUAACCCCCUAACCCCUACCCUAACAUUAACCCUUAUUGUAACCUUAGCAAGCAGUUGCUUAUCAACAGUCUGUUGAUUGUAUGACCAUCUAGACAAUUUAUUUCCAUUUAUUUGUAUAGUCUAUGACGAUUGUUUCUGUUUUGUAUUUAAAGCAUCAUAAAAUAGUUCAAAGACUA
This is a messenger RNA of Oncorhynchus nerka (sockeye salmon), 3216 nucleotides long. RefSeq names its product ras-related protein Rab-6B-like. The record is from RefSeq and is a predicted model, not a curated record. The coding region runs from base 161 to 787 and encodes 208 amino acids. The transcript has 8 exons. Gene Ontology annotation, biological process: vesicle-mediated transport. NCBI's taxonomy places the organism in Eukaryota, Metazoa, Chordata, Actinopteri, Salmoniformes, Salmonidae. Gene Ontology annotation, molecular function: GTPase activity; GTP binding.